AUGGUUGCAUUGCUGUCGUUGUUGCGGUCGGAUUUCAAGCAGCAGCAGCAGCAUCAGCAGCAGCACCAGCAACAGCAGCAGCAGCAGCAACAACAACACCAACAUCAGCAACAACAACAGCCGCAGCAGCAGCAACAGACGAGCAAGAAGGUUCGUUCGUCGAUGUCGGGUAUCGCAACUACGAUGAGAGGAGGUGUCGUUUUGGCAAGCAGACGCGUGAGCAACACCGGUGAUAGUAACAGCUACGACAGCGGAAACGACAAUGGUGGUGGUGGUGGUGCGCGUACGUCUACCCGCGAGGUGGUAUUUCCCGAUUCGGUCGUGUACAUGGGCGUACCUCACGAGCAACAACGAAAAUUUAGGUGCCGAUUUUGCGGAAAGGGUUACCGAUGGAAGAGCACGAUGCGUCGUCACGAGAUGGUCGAGUGCGGUGGUAAACCUCCUGCGUUUCAGUGUCCCGAGUGUCCUUACAAGGCCAGGCAACGUGGCAAUCUCACGGUACAUUACAAACGACAUCAUCAGAAGAUCGGUUACGACGAAGGCGCCUAA
Eufriesea mexicana is the source of this 549-nucleotide messenger RNA. RefSeq names its product longitudinals lacking protein, isoforms F/I/K/T. Lineage: Eukaryota; Metazoa; Arthropoda; Insecta; Hymenoptera; Apidae. The transcript is spliced from 2 exons. Gene Ontology annotation, molecular function: RNA polymerase II cis-regulatory region sequence-specific DNA binding; DNA-binding transcription factor activity, RNA polymerase II-specific. Gene Ontology annotation, biological process: regulation of transcription by RNA polymerase II. Bases 1 to 549 code for a protein of 182 amino acids. The record is from RefSeq and is a predicted model, not a curated record.